GCAGUUUGGGAAACCGUGAUCCACAAGGGGAGGAGGGAAGUUAUUGUGAUGCUGAGCUCGCUCGGUGUGGAUCUCCACAACAAGGCCUGGCUCUGAACACGCACAAAUAAACCGCGUUUUUGGUGGAAAUCCUUUUCUUGUGACCACGCCGCGGGCGGGUCGUGGAUCGCUCGCGCCCGGCAGCGCGUGAGCCGAGCGGCUGACGAGGGGAGCGGAAACCGGGGGAGCGGAUGUGAAGCCGUUCCAGACACAUAAAUAAGAUAUGAACGUGUCUUUCUAACGCAGCCUGGCAACGUCGCGGACGACGCCAUGAAGUGACAGAUCUGGCAACCGUGAUUCCAGAAUAGGAAUAAAACAACGAAGCGACACAAGUAACGGGGAGCUUUGGCUUCGCUGCGAGCGGAGGCUGGAUCACCGAGGUGCGGUGCCGCUGCGCACCGGCUCCGGAGCACCCGACCCCGGCCUGGAAGCCGACGACGAGUCGGUAGUGUUCGGGGCUGUAUGGAGGUCCGUCGUCCAUGAUUAAACGACUUCUUCGGGGAUUUUCUUUUUGAAUUCUUCUCGCUUGCAGGUGUGGCGAUGGCCCACGUUUUAAUAUCGCGUCAUCCAAGGUCUUCAACCUCCUGCCCCCCCUCUCCUCCCCACGGAUUAUAGCACCGCCCCAUCGUCACGCCAUCUUGUCCAGACAGACCAGCUGAUGGAUUCCUGGAUCGCCGUUCAUCCAUAGCACCUUGUCUCACCUUCUGCCCGUCUUCCAUCUCCACCACUUCCCGGUGUCAUAACUUGUACCUGGGUGGUUUACGAGCUCCUCUCGGGGCCCUUCAGCACCACCUUUCUGCGCUGUGGACACUGAAGUGUUUGUCAGAAUCGAUAUGGUGUCUCCGAGUGUCGUGAGAGAUAAGUCGGCAUUGACAUACACAAUUGGAAAUGUGGAAUCCAUGACGGAUCUGAGAGAGGAAGAGCCAAUGAAAGAGAGUUAGUUUCAUUUGUGGUUCAAACGGCCCUCAUGACACCUUGAAUGAAGGCUGGCGGAAUCUGGCAACUGUGAAGUGCAUUGCCUAAAGGAAAGCCAGCAGGGCUGAAGCAAUGAACUUUAAGGGCACCAAACCCUUUUGUUAGAUUUUAUUUCAUUGGACAGUGCGCUGUGACCACUCUAUUCAUCCCUCUGUACCGUCCUCCUUUUUUCCGGGCCUUUGCAUUUCAUCUUUCUAGCCGUUCAUUACUUCUUUAGGUUGGUCUAGAUGUGUGCUUUAAGCUUGGUGUCUCCUUCCUUUCUGUCUUCCCCUUGCCUUUUUGUUUAUUUUGCCUUUUUCCAUUAGACCUCCAUCAUUCGCCCCUCUCUCGCAACUGCUGUCCUCUCACCUCGCCCCCGUCGUUGUCCUUCUGCCCCUCCAACCACCAUCCCACCCUAAGCCUCUCUGACACCACCAUCAUCACCACCACAACCACCCCCCCCCCCCCUUCUCUCUCUCCCUUCCUGUCCCCAUCUUCCCCCGGGAAGCCAUGGCGAUGGCCGCCACCUCCAAUGCCUCCUCCAGUCCCUCGUCCCCGUCGUCCUCAUCCUCUACCAACGGCAGCGCCCGGGAGCACCUGCUGGCGGUGCGUCGGCGCACCCCCCACACCCGGCCGUACACAAUUGGUCCGGAUAACCUCCGCACCCUGUCUGAUCAGGGCGCGGUCCAGGAGGUGGGCGACUCUGUAUCACCCUCCCCCACGGAGUCGUCGGGGAGCCAACAAGAAACGGCGGGAGUUGGGCUCCAGCGGGCCAAUAGCGACACAGACCUGGUGACGUCCGACAGCCGCUCAUCACUUGCGGCGUCUACGUACCAGCUGACUCUAGGCCACAGCCACCUGGUAAUCUCCUGGGACAUCAAGGAGGAAGUAGACGCCACCGACUGGAUCGGCCUGUAUCACAUUGAUGAGACGAGCGUGGCCAACGUGUGGGACUCCAAGAACCGUGGCGUGAAUGGCACCCAGAGAGGGCAGAUCGUGUGGAGGCUGGAGCCGGAUCCCUACUUCAUGGAGCCGGAGACUAAGAUCUGCUUUAAAUACUAUCACGGCGUAAGUGGAGCGCUGAGAGCGACGACACCUUGUAUCACCGUCAAGAACCCUGGAGUGCCGGUGGACAGGGAAGGCCAAGUGGAGGACCAAUCAGUGACUGAGCACUGUCGUAAACUAGUCAGCUUCACCUUAUCUGACAUACGGGCGCUGGGCCUGAAGAAGGGCAUGUUUUUCAACCCUGACCCCUACCUGAAGAUGUCGAUCCAGCCCGGGAAGAGGACCGGCCUCCCCAAGUUCACCCACCAUGGCCAAGAGAGACGCUCCUCCAUCAUAGCCAACACCACCAACCCGGUGUGGCACGGGGAGAAAUACACCUUUGUGGCUCUGAUGACUGACGUGUUGGAGGUGGAAGUGAAGGAUAAGUUUGCCAAGAGCCGACCAAUCAUCAAGCGGUUUCUGGGUCAGCUGAUCAUCCCUGUGCAGAGGCUUCUGGAGGGGCCGACCGCUGAUGAUCAGCCGGUCACUCACAGCCUGUGUCGUCGUCUCCCUACGGACCAUGUGAGCGGGCAGCUUUUGUUCAGGGUGGCCGUCACCUCCACUGGACAUGAAGAAGCCUCCCCGGAGGCCAUGGGAGCCGUCUUGGGGGCAGUGAACGGUGACUCUGGGAGUCCCUCAGACGAUGAAGACCUCCCUCACCAAUCCUCCUCAUCACGCAUUGCAUACAGACCUUCUCCAAGAGGCCCCGAUGAAGGCUCCAGCUUGAUCAAUGAUCCUUGUUACUAUGGAGACGACAGCAUUUGGCGGGAGUCUGCAGAGGAGGAUCUGCUUGCCGCGUCUCUGGGCUGCCACACCCACCGGCAGGUGUCGCUCAACGACUACCUGGACACCAUAGAGGCUCCAAGGAGCCCCGGUGAGCGACCACACGCGGGGCCUUCGCCAAAACUCCGCUCCAGCUUUCCGACAGACACGCGGCUCAACGCCAUGCUGCACAUAGACUCCGAUGAGGAUGAGGAGACGGCGGGACAGCACAGGGAGACACCUCAGGAGAUAAGGACACAGGACAGCACAGACUCAGCCUUAUCACGGAGGCGGGCUACUUCUGAAUCUCAUCAGGAAAAUGAGGGUUCAAAAGGGGAGGCAGGACAGAGCAGAGCUGGAAGCGGGGCCACAACAGAGGUAGGUUCCUCUGACAGGGUUCAGCCUGGUACAGAACUGGAAGAUGAAGCUACAGAAGCACAGGCAGGAACAUCCACCGCUGCUGAGCCUGCACACGUCACGGGAGAAACUCUCGCAGCUUCUAGCUCAUCUCAGGCUUCAGGGACUGAUGUACAAGCAGCAGCUGGCCAAGUGGGGGCUGUGGGCGAAUGCACCUGUCAGCAGCAAAGCAGUAGGAUGGGGGCAAACCAGGAGUUGCCCUGCAAUAUCUCACUGGGUCUACUUUCCCCCAUUCAGGAGGUGGAGACGAGAAAAGAAGUGGCUCCGAAGGCGGAGGAGGAAGGGGAGUCAUCCAGCAGUGAGGCAAAUGGACCAGUAGCAGCACCUGCUCCUAGGAGCAGCAUCCUAGCUAACCGAGGAGAAGGGACUUCUGAUGUUGGAGCGAGAGGCAGGGGUGUCCGGGAGGAGCAGGAGGAGGGGGAGGUGUGGAGGAGGAGGCAGUCAAUGCAGACCUUUGGAGGCACGGCCCAAAGCCAGGAGGCGUGUGGGGCCAGAGGCAGUCAGAACGGAGCAGUGGGGGUGGAGAGAGACACAGACUGGGAGGCUCGUAUAGAUAGCCACGGUCGGAUCUUUUACGUGGACCAUGUGAACAGAACCACAACUUGGCAGCGUCCCACCGCUCCUCCUGCCCCGCAGACGCUCCAGAGGUCCAGCUCCAUACAACAGAUGGAGCAGCUGAACCGCAGGUAUCAGAGUAUACGUAGGACGAUAACCAAUGACAGCAGACCGGAGGAGCAGCCAGCGAAUGAGUUGCUGGCAGAUGAGACUGACAUGCCACCCUCCACACCAGAGGUGCGUAGGGACAACGGUGUGGCUCAGUCUAGUCCCAGGGCUCGCCUCACUCUACUGCUUCAGUCCCCCAGUGCGAAGUUCCUCACCAGCCCCGACUUGUUCACUGUGCUGCAUUCCAACCCUAGUGCCUACCGUAUGUUCACCACCAACACGUGUCUGAAGCAUAUGAUCAGUAAGGUUCGCCGGGAUGCUCACCACUUUGAGCGCUACCAGCACAACAGAGACCUGGUGGCCUUCCUCAACACGUUCGCCAACAAACAGCUGGAGCUGCCGAGAGGCUGGGAGAUGAAGCACGACCACACCGGCAAGUCGUUCUUUGUGGACCACAACUGCCGCGCCACCACCUUCAUCGACCCCCGGCUCCCUCUUCAGAGCACUCGGGCCCCGAGCCUGCUGGCCCACCGCCAACACCUGACCCGCCAACGCAGCCACAGCGCCGGGGAGGUGAGCCCGCGGCGACAGGUUGGUGAUGAGCCCCGACGCGCCGGCCCGCCCGUCCUGCCGCGUCCUUCCAGCACCUUCACGUCCCCCAACAGGGGGCAGUGCCCGGACGUCGUGCCAGUGGCUUACAAUGAGAAGAUCGUGGCGUUUCUUCGACAGCCAAACAUCUUUGAGAUUUUGCAGGAAAGGCAGCCUGAAUUCAACAGGAACCAUUCACUCAGGGAGAAGGUGCAGCUCCUACGCACAGAUGGAGGUUCAGCAUUGGCCCGGCUGUCAGGUGAUGCUGAUCUUGUCAUGCUACUAAGUCUGUUUGAAGAUGAAGUGAUGUCCUAUGUGCCUCCUCAUGCCUUACUUCACCCAAGCUACUGCCAGUCACCUCGGGGAUCCCCUGUCUCCUCCCCACAGAACUCGCCUGGCACCACGAGGGCUAACGCCCGAGCCCCAGCGCCCUAUAAGAGAGACUUUGAGGCCAAACUGCGCAACUUCUACAGGAAACUGGAAACCAAAGGCUAUGGCCAAGGACCAGGGAAGCUAAAGUUGAUCAUCCGUCGUGACCAUCUGCUGGAAGAUGCCUUCAACCAGAUCAUGUGCUAUUCCCGGAAAGACUUGCAGCGCAGCAAGCUCUACGUCAGCUUCGUCGGGGAGGAGGGCUUGGACUACAGUGGGCCUUCCAGAGAGUUCUUCUUCUUGGUUUCCAGGGAGCUGUUCAACCCUUAUUAUGGUCUGUUUGAGUACUCUGCGAACGACACCUACACCGUCCAGAUCAGCCCAAUGUCCGCUUUUGUAGACAAUCACCACGAAUGGUUCCGGUUCAGUGGUCGUAUUCUGGGUUUGGCUCUGAUCCACCAGUACCUGCUGGAUGCCUUCUUUACCAGACCCUUCUAUAAAGGCCUACUGCGCAUUCCCUGUGACCUGAGUGACCUGGAGUACCUGGACGAGGAGUUUCACCAGUCCCUUCAGUGGAUGAAGGACAACGACAUUGAGGACAUGCUGGACCUCACGUUCACCGUAAAUGAAGAGGUCUUCGGACAGAUAACCGAACGGGAAUUGAAGGUGGGUGGAGCCAACAUCCCAGUAUCGGAGAAAAACAAGAAGGAAUACAUUGAGCGGAUGGUGAAGUGGAGGAUCGAGAGGGGAGUGGUGCAACAGACUGACAGCCUGGUCAGAGGUUUCUACGAGGUGGUGGAUGCCAGGCUGGUAUCAGUGUUUGACGCAAGGGAACUGGAGCUGGUGAUCGCCGGCACAGCUGAGAUUGACUUAUCCGACUGGAGGAACAACACUGAGUACAGAGGAGGUUACCAUGACAACCAUAUUGUGAUUCGGUGGUUCUGGGCAGCAGUGGAGAGGUUCAACAAUGAACAGAGACUACGGCUUCUGCAGUUUGUAACCGGGACAUCCAGUAUUCCUUACGAGGGCUUUGCUUCUCUGCGAGGCAGCAAUGGACCCCGCAGGUUCUGUGUGGAGAAGUGGGGGAAGGUCUCCGCACUGCCCAGAGCCCACACCUGUUUCAAUCGGCUGGACCUGCCACCAUACCCUUCCUUCUCAAUGCUGUAUGAGAAGAUGCUGACGGCCGUGGAGGAGACCAGCACUUUUGGGCUGGAAUGAUUCUUGCCAACUACACACAUUUCAGCUUGCCUCGAUACUGGUGGUCAUAUAGAGAAAAGAGGAAGCCAUGAUGGACAAUGGUUCAAAAACCUGGUUUUAAAGCAUAACUUCUGGUUUGUGUUUGAUUCAUAAUGGGCUAUCAUUUACAGAGGCUGAAAAUACCUUGGAAGAUGUACUCUGAACCUCUGAAAUGACCCAUGUACACAGUUAAAGACUUGUUUUUUGUUGCA
Pungitius pungitius (ninespine stickleback) is the source of this 6284-nucleotide messenger RNA. Its product is annotated as E3 ubiquitin-protein ligase HECW2. NCBI's taxonomy places the organism in Eukaryota, Metazoa, Chordata, Actinopteri, Perciformes, Gasterosteidae. Gene Ontology annotation, molecular function: protein binding; ubiquitin protein ligase activity. Gene Ontology annotation, cellular component: cytoplasm. Gene Ontology annotation, biological process: protein polyubiquitination; regulation of dendrite morphogenesis. The transcript has 30 exons. The coding region runs from base 1504 to 6054 and encodes 1516 amino acids. The record is from RefSeq and is a predicted model, not a curated record.